GAAAUACUUUUUCCUUCACUAGUUAUUGUUCAUUGGUACAAUUUCGUCAUAAACUGGAGAAGAGUUCAAUUUGCAAUAACUUUCUAGGCAAAUAAAAUUUUUUUUUUGUCACUUUUACUGUUUUGUUACUUAUGAAAUGAAUUGUAUUUGUAAAAAAAAAUACAUUAAUAUAUAAAAGUUUGUGUAUAAUAAUCAUACCUGGUUCAUCAAAGACUUUCGUAGCUGCGUCAAUAUUCUGUUUAACAAUUUUAGAUCCGGUUAUUCAACGUAAGGUAAGUUUUGUACAGCAUAAAGGGCUAACAACGAUUGCUUUGUUUGAAAGCAUAUGUAAGAAAAUUGGGCUUUGGUCCUUUAUCGUGUCGGAAAUAUGUCUGACGCAUUAACUGCGCCAUUAAUUCCACAACUGCAAGAGAUGCAGCAGCAACAACAACAUAAUGGGCCAAGCGCCAAUGCCUCUGGGGCUCAACAAUGGUAUUCUAAUCCUUGGUAUGCCAAUCAACAAUAUCAGCAGCAGUAUAGCCAGUAUUAUCAGUACUAUAUGCGUUAUGGAUUACAACAACAACAACAACAGCAGCAACAACAACAGAGCAAUAACGCUCCACCAGGAUUUAGUAAUUGUGUAAUACCACAAUCUGAGAAAAAUUUGCCGCCACUACCCUCAGGUCCGCCACCACCUCCGCCACUCAUGCCAGGUAGUAAUAAUGCACAGUUACAGGGCAAUCAAAAAGGUUUUGGAGGAAUCCGCUUUAAUUUAAAUCAGCAAAAGCGCUUAUCGAAUGCACCAAAUCCGUUGCAAAAUUCAACGCCAGGAACAAAUUCCCCAGUCUUUCAAAAUAAUAAUAUAAAUGCGAUGAAUUGUAUGAAUUCGAAUAACAAUAAUAAUACUGGGAAAAAGAAACGUAAGCGUAAUAAGAAACAAAAUUCACUUCAACAACAGCAACAGGCUGCUUUCGAUGCUCACUUUGAGAAUCUAAAUACAAGCCAACAAUUGAACAACAGCUUUGUUAACACGUCAUUACCACCACCUCCGAUUCCAUCUCCAAUAACUGCUGAUUUGACAAAGCCGCCACCGCCUAUAACACCGUAUAUUAAUUUAAAUAGUGCCAACACUGGAAUGGUUGCUACACAGACCGAACAGAAACCAAAUGUGAACAAUAUGACAACGCAACAUUCCAAUUCUGUAGAAAUGUCUACAAAGAAAACAACACUCUUUAAUAAUCCAAAUGAUGCUUGGCCAGAAUCAUUAAAUAAUUAUGUAGCUCGUUGCUAUGCCAAGUGUGCCACCGAUUUAGAUAAAGAUCAAAUUGAUAUAUGCUUGAAAGGGAAAAUAAUGGCGGCAGCGAAUCGCAAUGAGCUUUGGACAAGAGAUUGGGAUAAUGAGCCUAUUCCAAGUGUCCACAGCGAAAGAAAUAAUAUACAAAUGCAGCUGUUUAAUCAGCAUCAGAAACAACAGCAGACUCAACAAGAAAAUCAAAAUUAUAAACAACAAAAUCAAUUAGGCCAUAAACAAACAGUACAACAAAAGAAUUUGAAAGGUAUAUCGCGUAGUUUAAAUGCAAGAUUAGGUCAAAGAAAUUCGUUUGGAGGUGCUCAAAGAUCAUCAAAGGAUUCAAGAAGUCGCUCACGUUCGCCGCAAACAAAUAAAUACCCAAAACGAAAUACGCGUUCGCGAUCUCGUAGUCCUUUGCAUAGUCCACGCCGUAAAACACGUCGCAGUUCUAGUUCGGAAUCUCCGGAACGUCGGUCGUCUGAAAACUUUAUACCAUUAAAUAACUCCUCUAGUAAAAAACAAAAAGUAAAUUCUAAAAAGGGGAAACACCUUAAAAGUCCAAAUGAUUCGUCUAAUUUGAAAUCCAAAAUCCCUUUUUAUUCAUCUUCUAUUGGAGGUGCUAUAGACGACGAUUCGGCAAGAUUGCAACAACGCGCUGCCCGUUUCUCCCAGGGGGUUUCAUCUCAAAAAUCGGUGGUUGCCGUAUCUAGUAGUCCUUUCGGUCAUUCGAAACAACAAAAAAGAAAAUUCGGUGGUAGCUUGGGUGGACGAAUGUUUAUGGACUCUGACGCAUCUGGUGGGGGUUUUGAGACAGGGUUAGAUUUGUUUGAUUUACAUAUUGUAGGAACUUCUAGGCUUUUAGAGAAAUCUUUUCUACGUUUAACCAAAGCACCGCUGCCAUCAGAAGUGCGUCCCAUUGAGGUGUUAACGCACUCUUUACAAAACGUCAAAGAAAAGUGGAGAGACAACCAGGAUUACUACUAUGCUUGUGAUCAGCUUAAAUCGAUUCGUCAAGACCUGACGGUUCAAGGUAUUCGGGAUAAAUUUACUGUAGAAGUAUAUGAAACGCAUGCUCGUAUAGCUAUGGAGAAGGGUGAUCAUGAGGAAUUCAAUCAAUGUCAGACUCAAUUGAAAAUGCUUUACACAGAAGUGGGGCCAAGUCUAAAUAGUUUGGAAUUUACCGCAUAUCGAAUUUUAUAUUAUAUUUUCACAAAGAAUACCUUGGACACAACGACUGUUUUGCGAUCAAUUAAAGAAUCUCAGCGAGAUAAUCCAGCUAUCGCCCAUGCACUCGCUUUCCGUUCAGCUUGGGCUCAGGGUAACUACUGCAAGCUGUUCAAACUUUACAAGACGGCACCACUUAUGGCGGGUCAUUUGAUUGAUUGGUUUAUCGAUAGAGAGCGCAAGAAUGCUUUAAACACAAUUAUCAAGGCAUAUCGCCCGACAAUCGGUAUUGAGUAUGUAACAAAUCUGCUAGCAUUUGAAAGUCAAGAAAAGUGCAAAGAGUGGCUAUCUACCUUCAAUUUACCUAUAAUUGGCGCUAAUGGUGAUCAGAUUGAUUGUAAAGUUGCAGCAGCAGUCACCGUUUAGUCAAAUACUGGGGAAAAUAUUUAGGAAGAAGUGAAAAAAGUUCUAAAUAAUGCGUAAGCAAUUGUUAUGCAGCAGUAUGUGCAGUUAAUUUUUUAUUAACUAUUUUUGUUGAUGUUUUAAAUCUGUGAGCGCAGCUGUCUUUGCGCGGUGCAUAGCAAUGCUACCAUCACAUAGUUCGACUGAGAUAAACAAUCGCUCUCUACGAUAAAGCCAGCAAUCUUCAAAUUCAAAAAUAUGUAAGCGUUAAAAUAGUGCAAAAACACCUCACUGGGUACACUUCAUAAAAAAAGGAGACAUUUGCUCUUUUAAGGGUGUAAGAUUUGUACAGUUUGGCCCGACUUCAAAAAUGUUUGAAUCAAUUAAUAAUUUUUUGUGGGGCUUGAAACAUUUGAAGAGCAUAAAGGGUGAUAUAAUAAUUAUCUAAUAUUAAUUAGCUAUACGCAUAAUGCUCUAAAUUCUGUGAAAUACCGAAUAUAAACUGCAAUUAACUCACAUUUCGUAUUUAGUCCGUUAUAAUUUAUAUAAAUAAACGAAAGACAUUAAAAUAAAUAAAAAUCAAAAUAUCGGUCGUCGCGCAAUAAAAAUUAAAUAAAGACGUUGCUGGCGAGAUCAUUGAACAGAUCAACAGCACAUUCAGCCGUGUGAAUAGCAGAAGUUUGAAAACGUAAAAUUCCAGUGGAGCGAGUGCGGUUUUAAUUCCGGAAACGAAACACAAUGUGCCAAUGGGAUAUAUUUCUUAAUAAGUUAUAUUCCCGUACAAAUGCUGAAUCGCCCCUUAAUUGUGCUUUUUCCAAAUGCCACAGCCUCAUCGGCAAUGAGCCGAUUUUCUUCGAUUAUAAUUAAUUUACUUCAAUUAUAUACACAAUUGAGUUGGAGCAAGGAAUAGUUAAAAAUAAUACGAAUUAUUAAUGGAUAGAGAUGUAAUUUUCAGAUUGAGUGUAAAUUUUUGAAGUCCAUCGCCUAGUUCUGAUUCUUGCUCCCUCAGAAAUUUAAAUUUAAAAAUAGGUUCCAAGUUUACGCAUGAUUUGUAAAACUGUCUUUACCGAGUUACAUUGUUAGAUAUUUUAAAUGUUAUUUCUUAUUAUUUUAUCUAUUCUGCAAUUAUCGGUGAAAUGACGUGAGCGUUUACGAAAUUUGUCGAUGCUGUGUCUUCGUUGAGAGGGCAAGAAAGGGCGUUUAUCUUGGGGACAACUACAUUGUCAUCAUUACAAAGAUUCGCCAAAAUGGAUCAUGUGUGUGGAAUAAUAAAUUACAAUCCUUUAAGUCAAUACACAGUUGAGAUAAGUGAACCAAGCUCAACAAUUCUCUGAAUUCACCGGACUAGAUCUUCCUGCGGUUUUAUUAGCUCAUGAAUAUGCUAAAACAUAGCUACUGCGGCAUCGGUGCAGCAGCUGCCCUUCGAUAUCAUCCAUUUCACACACUGCUAAAACGUCGAUUUGAUAUAUUAUUACAUGUUAAUUCAUUAUUUUAAGUAUAUAAGGCAUUUUAAGGUUUUAGUAUUAAGUAUUUAUAUAUAAUUAUAUAUAUAUGCUUGUUAUUGAUUUAUGAUUGUUUUUUGCCAUUUGAAAGUAACCAGCAAAAAAAGAAAAACGCUUCCGUGACUUGCGUUUGGUUGGUUCAAGAAAUUUGCGAAUCUAUAAGAGCGUUCAAUAAAAAGGACUACAAAAUUAAA
This is a messenger RNA of Ceratitis capitata (Mediterranean fruit fly), 4532 nucleotides long. RefSeq names its product leukocyte receptor cluster member 8 homolog. Gene Ontology annotation, cellular component: nucleus. Lineage: Eukaryota; Metazoa; Arthropoda; Insecta; Diptera; Tephritidae. The record is from RefSeq and is a predicted model, not a curated record. Bases 368 to 2860 code for a protein of 830 amino acids. The transcript is spliced from 6 exons.